CUCCUGUCAUUCAUCUCGUCUUCUUCAACUCUCACUCGGCCACUCCUUUGGUCGUCUUCUUCAAAUCUCCUUCAUCGUCUCACCGUCUCUGUGCUUUCAGUCAGCAUCUUUAUGAAAUUGAGUCAUCUUCUUCAUCAUAUCUUGACAUGGAAGAAGAAAAUUCUGAAUUACUUUAUCAAGCUCAACAACAACAAAGAACAAAAGCUAACGCUUGGAGACAAGGCAUUGUUGUAGCUAUGUGGGGCAAUAGACCACAAAUCAUGCUAAUGAGGAUAAUGAAGAAGAUUGACGGGGCGAUGAUGGGAUGUGUUCACACUUGAGCGUGAAAGCAAAAGAGAGAAAACAUGGGGUCUCUCUCGUUGCCCGACUUCCCGGCGAAGCAAGAAUCCACGGAUAUUGAUCCGACCAAUUUGAUGAACCUCUUCAAAGCUCAGCAGAAAUACCUCAACCAUUUCUUCCAGAACCUCGAUCUCUCCCAGACGCUCACCUUCGCCCACACCCUCCUUAAUGCUAAGGGCACCAUUAUCUUCACCGGCGUCGGGAAAUCCGGAUUCGUCGCCCAGAAGAUCUCUCAGACUCUGGUCUCUCUUGGAAUUAGGUCUGGGGUUUUGUCCCCUCUGGACGCGCUCCACGGAGAUAUUGGCAUUUUGGCUCCCGGGGAUCUGCUCGUGAUGUUCAGCAAGAGCGGGAACACAGAGGAGUUGAUUAGGCUCGUUCCGUGCGCGAAGGCUAAAGGGGUGUUUUUGAUCUCCGUGACCUCGGUGAAGCCCAAUUCCUUGAUGGGUUUCUGCGAUCUCAACGUGCAUUUGCCUCUGGAGAGAGAAUUGUGCCCUUUUGAUUUGGCUCCUGUAACGUCUACAGCCAUCCAGAUGGUGUUCGGAGACACAGUGGCGAUUGCCUUGAUGGCCGCCAGGAACAUGAGCCGGGACGACUAUGCUGCCAACCACCCCGCUGGCAGAAUCGGGAAGAGCUUGAUCUUCAAGGUAAAGGAUGUAAUGAAGAAGAAUGAGGAACUUCCAAUUUGUAAGGAAGGCGAUCUCAUUAUGGACCAGUUAGUAGAGUUGACUAGUAAAGGAUGCGGAUGCCUCCUUGUUAUCGAUUGUGAUUAUCAUCUGCAAGGAACGUUCACUGAUGGUGACUUGCGGCGCACACUGAAAGCUAGUGGUGAAGGGAUCUUUAAACUCACGGUGGGGGAAAUGUGUAACAGAAAACCAAGAACAAUUGGCCCCGAUGCAAUGGCAGUUGAAGCAAUGCAGAAAAUGGAAUCCGCACCAUCCCCUGUUCAAUUUUUGCCCGUUGUGAAUGAUGAGAAUGUAUUGAUUGGCAUUGUCACCUUACAUGGGCUAGUCUCAGCUGGCCUGUGAGAGUUUUGGGAUUCGUCCUCUAUAGUGUUCGUCACUACGGGUAUCAAUUAUAUGUUGUAUUUAGGGUCCUCAUUAUACGUUGGGUGAGAUGGAGGGAGAAUUCUUGUAGUAUCUGUUCGUCACAAAUGAGGGAUGAUUGAUGUAACCAGUGAGAGGAAUUGAUGCAAGCACUGAGAGGGCUCCAUUGUCUUGUGUAAAGCUUUUUUCCUUUUCUGUUUGUGUAUGUGUUUGAAUACAAACAAUUUUUUUUUCAAUCAUGCUUGGGAUACUCUAAAAAGUGUACUCCAAAUUGUAUCCCAAAGUGAUGCACCAAUAUUUUUAACAACUCAUACUGACACAACAACUCCAAAUUGUUGUUUUGUAAAUUAUCACUCUAGCAUAACACUCU
Cuscuta campestris is the source of this 1752-nucleotide messenger RNA. The record is from the annotation of a GenBank genome assembly. Lineage: Eukaryota; Viridiplantae; Streptophyta; Magnoliopsida; Solanales; Convolvulaceae.